AUGUCCGAUAAAUCUAAUAAACCCAAUCAAUCUAAUAAAUCUAAUAAGGAUAUCGAAAACGUUGAUGAAAUAGUUGAAAAGUUGACUAAUUCCCAAGAGUCGCGAGAGUCAGCAGGUUUGCCCUACAGAAUACCAGGGCCUUCCCGAAUAGCUGGCUCUCAAGAAGAUCCAGUUAUUAUAAGUUCAGACGACGAUGUAAAAAUAAAAGUGGAAAAAAAUGAUACUAAAAAAUCUGCCGACAAAAAAGAUACCAAAAAAAAAGUUUCUAAUAAAAGAAAAGAAAAAGCUCUGGUUCAUUCAUCAAGUAGUUCGUCAAGUAGUUCUUCAAGUAGUUCGUCAAGUACCAAAAAAAAAGUUUCUAAUAGAAAAAAAGAAAAAGCUCUGGUUCAAUCAUCAAGUAGUUCAUCAAGUAGUUCAUCAAGUAAUUCAUCAGAUUCAAGCGGUUCAGAGAGUGAAAGUAGUUCACAUUCAGUUUUUUAUUUAACAAGAAAUGACAUGCCAAAAGAACUUGAUGAUGCUUUGAGGAAAAGAAAAAAGCGUGCAAAGACAAUCAAACAUUUACAAUUUGUAAAAGAUCCUUUAAUCAAAAAGUUUGAUUUACAGCCAAUUAUUGAAUCCAAUUUGUAUCAUUCUCCUGAGGAAUCCGAAACUGAUUCCGAAAAUGAAAAAAAUAAAAUUGUCAUAAAAGAUUUAAGAUGGAGAUUAUCAACUUUACGUUCAUUGCUACGUGAUUAUAUCGACCGGCUGAGAGCAGAAUGGACAAAUCAAAAGAAAAUACGUGAAAGAAUUAUUGAUCCCAAUAAUUUUAGUGAAAAUGAAGUUUCGGCGCCUUUAUUGGCGCCGUCUUGGGCUCGUUUUGGAUACAAAGGUCAUUUAAAAAAAGCGGUUAUUGAGGCCUGUAGGUUAUCAGAUAAUCAAGAAAACCAACACCAGCUGCCAGAACAGCCGGAUUCAAACAAUGAUUUGGCUGAUGUUUUAUCUAAUUUAUCAAGAAUUUACAACGAAGAAGAGAAUAAUGAGGAGGAGAAGGAAGAGGUGGAGAAGGAAGAGGUGGAGAAAGAGGUGGAGAAAGAGGUGGAGAAGGAAGAGGUGGAGAAAGAGGUGGAGAAAGAGGUGGAGAAAGAGGAAAAAGAGAAGGAGGAAGAGGCGGAGGAAGUGGUGGUAGAAGAGGUAGUUAUGUUAACUAGUAGCGACAACCGACCUAUUGAUUAA
Messenger RNA from Rhizophagus irregularis DAOM 181602=DAOM 197198, 1212 nucleotides. RefSeq lists its product as uncharacterized. NCBI's taxonomy places the organism in Eukaryota, Fungi, Glomeromycota, Glomeromycetes, Glomerales, Glomeraceae. The record is from RefSeq and is a predicted model, not a curated record.